AAUAGAGUGCAGCAGCUAGAGACACGUCGACUAAAUCCCUCCUCUUUCAUCAACUCAGCUUCCUGUUUUGGAGUUAAAGCUCUGAAAUCGACGUUUACGUGUUUUCUCCUAUUUUAAAUCGCUAAACUGAGCGGUACCAUGGUAGUUGCUGAGCCCACCACCUUGAUAAUAUUUCGGGUCAAAGGGUCUUUGGAGUUAAGAUGCCAUCUGGACAGCACAGAGACAUCUCACAUUCAAAAAGUUUUGUCAAGAACUUUUGAGAACCUUCGUGCUCAGAUAAAAUCAGAGUCAUGUGUCUUUACAGUCUGCAACACUCCUGUCAUUAUUUGGCCAAAUAAAGAUGUUUAUGAAGACAUAACUCCAGACUCACCAUGUGAGGAUGUACUUCAGAGGAUACAGUCAGAUGAACCAGAAAGUGGUGGGAAGAGAGCAACUAAAAAGAAAGGCAAAAAAGAUUUGUCUGCGAGUGUCAUUAGCCUUCGUUUGAUGAUGGAGGUGACGAAGCCAGGCCCUCUCUCAGCACCAGUCAUCAGCAAAACUGUUCAGAAAAGCCAUUUCCUGUCUGCAACGCUUCCCCUCGACUGUGCCGUCCGUACCCACAGCAAGGACACAAUCAAAGAUGUUUGCGAUCGACUGUUGGAAGCUUUAACUCAGCAGCUGUGUGAGAUGGAGAAGGUGAUGCUGCAGCACAUGAAGGGGAGCACACUGCUCACUGCGGAGCCGCUCCACUUCCUCCUUCCAGAGCCUAAAGGACUGGUGACAGUAGUCUUUCCAGCAGGAGUGCCUGAUAAGGAGCUGGAGGCACAACGAAGAGAGUUGCAUCAACGGUUCAAGCUCCCUAAUGACCGUCCGUACUUCAGAAGAGCAAACGCUUACCACUUUCCCAAUGAACACUACAAAGACGGCUAUCUCCGAAACCCGCACCACGCUCUCACACAUCCAACCCUUGAAAACGGAAAAGUAUUUAUGGUCCAGGGGAUCUACAGCUACCACCAUUACAUGCAGGAUCGCAUGGAUGACAAUGGCUGGGGGUGUGCUUAUCGCUCCCUGCAGACCAUUUGUUCCUGGUUCCAGCAGCAAGGUUAUGUAGAGCAGCCUGUGCCCAGCCAUAAGGAGAUACAACAGGCUUUAGUGGAUGUUGGAGACAAGCAGGCGAAUUUUGUGGGGUCACGUCAGUGGAUUGGAUCCAUUGAGGUUCAAGCCGUCUUAAACCAUCUGCUUGGCAUCACCUCCAAGAUCAUGUUUGUGAGUCAAGGCUCUGAGCUGGCAUCAAAAGGCAGAGAACUGGCCAACCACUUCCUUACUGAAGGAACUCCUAUCAUGAUUGGUGGGGGAGUGUUGGCCCAUACAAUCCUAGGGGUGGCGUGGAGUGAGUCUACAGGGCAGAUUCGCUAUCUUAUUCUUGACCCGCAUUACACCGGAUCAGAAGACCUUCAGGUCAUCACUGACAAGGGCUGGUGUGGCUGGAAAGGAGCAGAUUUUUGGGAUCAAACUGCAUAUUAUAAUCUUUGUCUGCCACAGAGGCCUAGAGUCAUCUGAACUCAGGCUUUUAACGUCAAACGACAUUGUGCCAGCUUGUUUAAAUGGAUUUAUUAGUAAUUGAAAUAAAAUUUAAUCCAAACUAUUAUCUGUUAAAGUGCUUGAUAACACUUUGAUCAGUAUUAAAUAAUAAAAAAGCUGAUUUGCUUUGUUUCA
Molecule: messenger RNA, 1695 nt
Organism: Oryzias melastigma (Indian medaka)
Lineage: Eukaryota; Metazoa; Chordata; Actinopteri; Beloniformes; Adrianichthyidae
Gene: ufsp2
Product: ufm1-specific peptidase 2
Exons: 12
Coding region: 139-1539 (466 amino acids)
Source: RefSeq, a predicted model, not a curated record